AACUGGGGGUUGGACCGCUCCGAGCGAAACAGAGCAAAAGAGUUUUUAAAUGUCCGCCAUGUUGUCCAUGGCGCACUGAACCACCGAUAGGGAGCGGAGCGUCGGAAAAAAACAGUCCGAGAGAGAGCGACCGAGAUCCGGGCCUUCCCCCAGCUCCGCUGGCGACGCCCUAAAUACAAGCUAGAACCUUCCGAACGUUAGAGACUAACCGCACAGAAACAUCAAUGAAAGCUCCACUCGGUGCCGUUGUGAACAUUAGGAGAUCGGAUAGAUUUAUAUUGCAUCUGGAAUUGUGAAAAAAUGAGUAAAUUGUCGUUUCGGGCACGGGCGCUGGACGCUUCCAAGCCACUACCCGUCUUCCGUUGUGAGGAUUUACCCGACCUACACGAAUAUGCAUCCAUUAACCGGGCUGUGCCGCAGAUGCCGACGGGGAUGGAGAAAGAAGAGGAAUCGGAACACCAUCUCCAGCGGGCCAUCUCGGCGCAGCAGGUUUACGGCGAGAAGCGGGACAACAUGGUCAUCCCGGUCCCCGAGGCGGAGAGCAACAUCACCUACUACGACUCCCUCUAUCCCGGCGACUACAAAAUGCCAAAGCAGCUCAUUCACAUACAGCCUUUCAGCUUGGACACGGAGCAGCCAGACUACGACCUGGACACGGACGACGAGGCCUUCGUCAACAAGCUAAAGAAGAAGAUGGAGAUCAGCUGCCUUCAGUUUGAAGAAAUGAUCGACCGGCUGGAGAAAGGCAGCGGACAGCAGGCGGUGAGUCUCCCCGAAGCCAAGCUGCUGCUGAAGGAAGACGACGAGCUCAUCAAGGAGGUGUUCGACUACUGGAGCCGCAAGAGGAAAAACAGCAAGGCCAACUCCCUGAUCCCCACCGUCAAGCAGGAGAAGCGGGACGGCUCCAGCACCGGCGACCCGUACGUGGCGUUCCGACGGCGCACCGAGAAGAUGCAGACCAGGAAGAACCGUAAGAACGACGAGGCGUCGUACGAGAAGAUGCUGAAGCUCCGCAGGGACCUGAGCCGGGCCGUCACUAUUCUGGAGAUGAUCAAGAGGAGAGAGAAGAGCAAGAGGGAGCUGCUGCACCUCACGCUGGAGAUCGUCGAGAAGCGAAACUCCAUGUCGGACUUUGGUGGAGAAAUAAUGGCGGAGGUUCUGGCUGAGCGGGCGCUGGUGAGGCCGCAGAUCAUCCCCCUGGUUCCGCUCACCAAUCAGUACCGACACCAGGACCAUCUGGACUCCAAGGACUACAAGUCCAAGCCCGAGAAGGCAGAACCCCAGCGGCCGAAGAGGAGAUACGAGAAGAAGCCGAAGAUGUUGCCGUUGUCGUCGGGAACGGCCCACCACGCGGGUCCGGUCGUGUUCAACGCCAAGGACCUGAACCAGUACGACUUCCCCAGCUCCGACGACGAGCCCUACUCCCAGCUCCACUCAGGCUCUUCGGAAGCGGAGGAGGAGAACGACCCUGAUGGAGCGUACGCGUUUCGCAGGAGAGCCGGCUGCCAGUACUACGCCGCCCGUCCGGACUUGGUGGGCAGCUGGCCGUGGAGCGGCGCGUGGGACGGCGGCUUGGCUGAAGCGCGCUUCCGCUACAGCCUCACUACGCUGACGGUUCCACGCCGCUGCCUGGGCAUGGCGCGGCGGCGCGUGGGACGAGGCGGCAGGGUGUUGCUGGACCGGGCGCAUACGGACCACGACGACUCGUUCCACCAACUGGACCCGGAGACGCCCGACCUGCCGCCGCCCGCCUCUCCGCCUCCCUCUGCGACUUCACGCUCGCCGGCUCCCGACGCGCUCGCCGGUACCUCAGAAACGAAUACCUCAGACAGAAGUUCCCCCCCCUCGGCGCCGCCCCCCUCCUCAGACCUCAGCCAGAUACUGUCUAAUAUAAAGUCGUGCCGCUGGAGGCACUUCAGACCUCGGACACUACCACUACACGAGCUGGACAACGCCCAGCCGCUGUUCAGGAGGAUCAGUCGAGGCGUGAAGCGCCCGCUCGCCGCCUCAGCUGGCCGACGACCGUUCGGAUCGCAGCGCCCGGCCAGGGUGGUCCCUCCUCCCACACCCGUUGCUGCGUUCACAGCAGAACAGUACCAGCAGCAUCAGGAGCAGCUGUCUCUGAUGCACAAGCAGCAGCUGGAGCAGAUCCAGCAGCAGCACCAAGCCAACAGCACUGCCAACAGCACACAGAGUCUGGCGAACACGCUGGACGAGGUCAGCGCUCACUUCGCCGCCUCGGCCCUCGUCUCCGCCGAACAACUGCUGGCUCUGAAAACCAAGGACGAGCUGGUCCUGGGAGGCGGAGUCAAUGGCGUCCUCUCCUCAGGUGUCUACAAGGGCUUGUCGCUCUCGAGCACAGCGUCCCCGUCCCCCGCCGCCCCGGCUCCUCCCAGCGCCACCCCGACGUCCGCCUUGCUCCACCCCUGCUCCACCGCCCUCGGCUCCGCCACCAGUAACAACAACGGCACAGCCCACCCCCCCGCCAACGCCACUCAGAUCCUGCUGGGAAACAACAGCCUCCGUUUGGCGAUCCCCACCAGCAAGCGCAUCCACGCGCCGCGGACGCUGAGCACCACCAUGUCGACAUCCGCCUUAAAGCUCGCACACGCGGCAACCGCCAACUGUCAGAAACCCAAGGUGGCCGCCUCCUCCACCUCCCCGCUGGACAAGGUGCCCAGGGAGAAUCUGGAGCAAGACAAGCCAGCGCUGAACAGUCUGUCAGAGAACACAGUGGCCAUGGAAGUCACGUAGCCUCCGCCGCCGGCUGCGAGGGGAACGUCACCUGGCGGCGCCGCCGCCGUUUUCUUCCCUCAGCUUUUUAUUUCCUCUUUGUUUUUUUUUUGUUUUUUUUUUAAGGUGCUAUGCAUCAUUUUGUUUAGUCGUGAAUGCAAGUGGUGGCUGAAUGAGCACGGCAAGGUUGGGUUUCCACGGCAACCGUUUUGGGACUUAAUUGCAUUGCUCGUCUCGUACAAAUUUCUUUUUCUUCUCCCCUCAGAUAAUUCCCCCCGUUUGUUAAUAAGAGAUCGUCUGUAAAUUCUUAAUAUGGCAAUUAUAUGUACAGUACAGCAUAUUUGUAAUAAAUACCCCCGCCCCACCUUUAAAUGCCCCAAAAUACCCCCCACCACCGCCCCUCGUUCUUGUAUAUAACAUUACUUGAAUACAGAAUUCUUCAUUUGUGAUGUUUUGCACUCGAUACAAAGUUAAAAAGAAAAAAAAGAUUAAAAGAGAAAACGACAAACUGCAACUGGUGCAAAAAUAACGAGUGAAAGUUGUACUACAGAAAAAUGUGUCAUCACAUGCAUGGUGCAGAACCUGCUGUUGGAUCUAUUUAUUGUGCCGUGUUUACAAAAAGUUAUUUCUCCCCACCUUCCCUCUCCCUGCCAUUCAUGUCAUUUUUUUCUUUUUUUUUCUGCUAAAUUUUAAAUACACUGUACCUCUCACCGGUGCCCCCAAGCUGUAGUCGGUGUUUUGCUACAUUUAGCUACAUCUACAUUUUUUUUUUUUAAAUAUUGAACCAGUUUCUUUUGUUCCACCACAUUUGUCGUGUUGAGUCCGUGGCGUCGCAGGCCGGUAGGCGAGGUCUUUGUUUGGCAUCAGCUCCUCCAUAAAGUUCUUCCAUACAUUUUUUUAUUCCUGAGACAAGUAACAAAACAAUUGGGAUGAAGACUUUCCCAGAAGUCUUUGCUGCUUCUGAAGUAUCUAAGCACUAUAUGAUUUGUUUUUUUUAAUUGACUGAUGCUGCUUUUGUAUAAUUUUACCAUUUGGUUUUCACUAAACAGCCUCAUUUUUCAUUGUUUUUCCUCCAUCUCAUUGUGUUUUUUAAAUAAAUAUUUUUGUAUCACCCCCCCUUUUUUAUUUUAAAUUUGCUCAUGGAAAAACUUCAUUCUUUUGUUACUUGUUGCUCUAAACAAAAUAUAUAUAUAUCUAUAUAUAAGGGAGUAAAAAAAUGCAGUAACUGACAUUUAUCAUUCCAGCCUCUAUGUAAUAACAAACAUGUAUGAAUUGAAAAAAAUAGACGUUUUCUCUACUUUAAAAAAGAAAAAAGCUAUCCUGAAGGCUGAAAGGCCAUGAACCACAUGUUAUCGGGUGCCUUCAUUUGGGAAAAAAUAAAAACCUAAAAAAAAAAGUGCUCUCUUCUGUGAAGAGUUUGGUACUGAACAAGGCUACUUGUAGUUUUUCUUUGUCUGUACCACUAUCCCAAUGACCAUUCCAGUUUCCCAGUUUGAUUCAUGACUCUUUGUUUUCCGUUUGUUGUUUUGUAGACUCAACCACCACACACACGAACAAAAGAAAUCCUUUUGAAAUGUCACAAAAUGAAAUAAAAAUCCAGGGCAUUAUGUGUUUCGACCA
This is a messenger RNA of Xiphophorus maculatus (southern platyfish), 4353 nucleotides long. RefSeq names its product enhancer of polycomb homolog 1-like. NCBI's taxonomy places the organism in Eukaryota, Metazoa, Chordata, Actinopteri, Cyprinodontiformes, Poeciliidae. The record is from RefSeq and is a predicted model, not a curated record. Gene Ontology annotation, biological process: regulation of transcription by RNA polymerase II. The coding region runs from base 301 to 2754 and encodes 817 amino acids. The transcript is spliced from 14 exons. Gene Ontology annotation, cellular component: piccolo histone acetyltransferase complex.